Lethenteron reissneri (Far Eastern brook lamprey) is the source of this 999-nucleotide messenger RNA. RefSeq names its product salivary glue protein Sgs-3-like. NCBI's taxonomy places the organism in Eukaryota, Metazoa, Chordata, Hyperoartia, Petromyzontiformes, Petromyzontidae. The record is from RefSeq and is a predicted model, not a curated record.
GAACAAUCCACCACAACUGCACCUACAACAGCCACUACAGAAUCAACUGCACCUACAACAGCCACUUCAGAAUUGACAACUACCACUCCACAGGCAACUACAACAAAGGAAGUCACCACCAUAUCGACUUCAACAGCACAAUCCACCACAACUGCACCUACAACAGCCACUUCACAAUUGACAACUACCACUGCGCAGGCAACCACAACUAAGGAAGUCACCACCCUAUCAACUUCAACAGCACAAUCCACCACAACUGCACCUACAACAGCCACUACAGAAUUGACAACGACCACUCCGCAGGCAACCACAACAAAGGAAGUCACCACCCUAUCGACUUCAACAGCACAAUCCACCACAACUGCACCUACAACAGCCACUACCGAAUUGACAUCUACCACUCUGCAGGCAACCACGACAAAGGAAGUCACCACCCUAUCGACUUCAACAGCACAAUCCACCACAACUGCACCUACAACAGCCACUUCAGAAUUGACAACUAUCACUCCGCAGGCAACCACAACAAAGGAAGUCACCACCCUAUUGACUUCAACAACACAAUCCACCACAACUGCACCUACAACAGCCACUUCAGAAUUGACAACUACCACUCCGCAGGCAACCACAACAAAGGAAGUCACCACCCUAUCAACUUCAACAGCACAAUCCACCACAACUGCACCUACAACAGCCACUACAGAAUUGACAACUACCACUCCGCAGGCAACCACAACAAAGGAAGUCACCACCCUAUCAACUUCAACACCACAAUCCACCACAACUGCACCGACAACAGCCACUUCAGAAUUGACAACUACAACUCCACAGGCAACUACAACAAAGGAAGUCACCACCCUAUCAACUUCAACAGCACAAUCCACCACAACUGCACCUACAACAGCAACUUCAGAAUUGAAAACUACAACUCCAAAGACAACUACAACAAAGGAAGUCACCACCCUAUCGACUUCAACAACACAAUCCACCACAACUGCACCU